Messenger RNA from Lingula anatina, 975 nucleotides. RefSeq lists its product as uncharacterized. The record is from RefSeq and is a predicted model, not a curated record. NCBI's taxonomy places the organism in Eukaryota, Metazoa, Brachiopoda, Lingulata, Lingulida, Lingulidae. Gene Ontology annotation, cellular component: cytoplasm. Gene Ontology annotation, molecular function: protein binding.
GGUACAAGCCACUGCAUUCUACAAGAGCAGCAAAUUGCAGGGUAUCAGCAAAAAUAACAUAGACACCAUAGACAAUAUCAAAAACAUGGUGCUGGCUCCUCAUGCAGAUGGUGCUGCCCCCUAUGUACAAGUUGGAGAUGGGGAAGGAGGAGGUGGAGAAGAAGAUGACCAGUCCAAUGUGAAGUUCUUCAUGGGGUACUUAAGGAGCAGUGGAGGAGAAGAGCCUGUAAGCCUGAUUAUAUUUGGCAAGGAGAUCUGUGUGUGCCACCAGGCCCUGGAACUGCCUCUUCCCAGGCUACAGGUGGCGCCAGGGGAACUGUCCAAGAAAAGCCAGUUUGAAGUCAAGGAUAAGCAGGUCAUCACCGACCUACUGGAGGUGACGCUAGACACAGAAACAGGAAACAAGGUAACACUGCACUUCCUGAAUGAGGAGACCAAUGAGGAAACAGAUUGGCACAUUGCCAUGGAAACCACCACAGCUGUCCAGUCAUUGAUCAGAGCCAUUAGGUUGCCAUGGGAACAUCAGAUGUGUGUGGAACUUGAAGUUAAUUAUGUCUGACCUAAAUAUAAUAUGUGACAAAUUUGCAAGAUAAUAUCAUGGCUAUUGCCACUGAAACAUUAAACAUGUGGAGUGAACUAUGCAGUGGCUUUUUAAAUUAAGUUAAAUAUUUUUGGACAUUUUACUGAUAAUGAUCUGUGUUAAAUGUUAAAGUACUCAGAUAUUGGUGGCAUGGUGUUAAAGGAAAAAAAAAAGGUUAGUUGUUUCUAAACAUGGUCAGUAAUAUAGGCUUGUUGCAAUGGUUUGAAAAUAUGAGGAUGUCUUAUUAAGACUGCCUUAAUAUAAUGUGCUUGAAUGUCUAGCAGUCUAAUCUAGAUAAUAGCCAUGGACUGCCUGGUGCGGCAUUGAUUCACAAGAAGAAAACGGGCCGAGGCAGAUUCCACUUUUUACGUAGGGGUGGCUCUGUUUCAUGAUGA